This is a messenger RNA of Xenopus laevis (African clawed frog), 1784 nucleotides long. RefSeq names its product polymerase (DNA-directed), delta 3, accessory subunit L homeolog (gene pold3.L). Gene Ontology annotation, biological process: DNA strand elongation involved in DNA replication; nucleotide-excision repair, DNA gap filling; DNA synthesis involved in UV-damage excision repair. Lineage: Eukaryota; Metazoa; Chordata; Amphibia; Anura; Pipidae. Gene Ontology annotation, cellular component: nuclear lumen; nucleus; cytoplasm. The record is from RefSeq and is marked provisional. Gene Ontology annotation, molecular function: DNA-directed DNA polymerase activity.
CUCUCCCGCUGGCCUUGGUUGUCAGGCGCCAAGUGUGGGAAGGUGGAUAGUGAUCUCCCCGCAGGCCGAUCUCGUGCUGAAACCAUGGACGAGCUGUACCUGGAGAAUAUCGACGAGCUGGUGACCGACCAGAACAAGAUAGUGACAUACAAAUGGCUGAGCCACACGCUGGGAGUCCAUGUUAACCAGGCUAAACAGAUGCUGUACGACUACGUGACCAGGAAGCGCAAGGAAAAUGGCAACGCCCAGGUGCACGUCACUUACCUUGUGACUGGGAAAUAUAUGCAGGACGGUUACCCCUUUCAUAAAGUGUCUGUAGUGAAGGAAGAGAAGCUUGAAGCCACAAAGUCAAAGCUCACAGAGGUGGCCAGUGUCCAUGUGUACAGCAUCCAAAAAUCAGCUCUGAAGGACUGUGCUCCUCUCUUUAACACUGACUAUGAUAUUAUCAAGAAUAAUCUGCACAACUGCAACAAAUUUAGUGCCAUUCAGUGCCAUGAGGCAGUAUUAAGGUCCGUAGAGGAAAUCUCCCAGCACCUCAAAGCAAACACCCAACAGGCUGAAGAAGCAAAUGUUACCACCAAACCCGCUAUCAAUGGGCACAUUGCUGCACCUGCCCCAAAGCCCCCCGCUUCUAAGCAGCCUAAAGGCAUCAUGGGAAUGUUUUCCCAGCAAUCUGUCAAGCAGCAGAACACACAGAAAGAAAGCAAGACUGACGCAAAGGAACCGGCAGUCACUGCAGCGAGCAGCAAAGUCCCUGCCAAGUCACAGGCUGUGAACAACUUCUUUGGGAAAGCGUCUUUAAGUAAAAUGAAAGCGUCUUCAUCUGCUAAUGAAACCAUUAAAGAAGAGAAAGCUGCGCUUGAGCCCCCCACUCCAGUCACCCCCGAGCCCUCCGUGGCUGAAUCUGUAAAUCCUCCAGAACAGCCUGGGAAAUGUACAGAGCCAGCUAAAGCCCCAACUAAAGAGAAGAAAAGGGGAAAGCGAGUGGAAAUGUCGGACAGUGACGAGGAGAAAGAAAAGCUUGUGAAGAAGAAGAGGAGGAGGAUUAAGCAGCCAAUGAGUGACAGCGAGGAUGAGGAUUGUCCUCCUCCCUGUGAGAUAAAGACCCCUCCUGCCUCACCCCCAGCUCCUGUGCCUGCCCCAAAGUCAGAAGCUGAUGCUCAACCCCAGCUGGGUGUUAAGAGGAGGAAGCGCAGGCGAGUCUUAAAGUCCACAACAUUCAUGGAUGAAGAAGGAAGCAUUGUGACAGAGAAGGCCUAUGUGAGUGAGUCGUGCAGUGACAGUGAGGAAGAAUUCACCAAACCCAAAUCGGCUGCUGCCCAGAAACAGUCAGUUACAGGAGGUGCGAAACACGAGAGCAAAUUGGAGCCAAAAGCCUCUAAAAAGAAGUCGGUGGCAAGUAAAGGCACAAAACAAGCCUCUAUCAUGGGCUUCUUCCAGAAGAAGUGAGAAGGCCACACUGUGUAUUUUCUAUAGACUCUUUCCAUCUUGUUGCAGUUACAGGUAACCGAGACGGGGCGAAGGGGAAACCAGUUUUGUUGGUUUUGGGCCACUUAUUUCUAGCGGAAAGAAUUACUUCUUGUUGCCUGUAAGGAAACUGAGCCCCAUCUCCCCCCCCCCCCCAGUCUUAUUUGGGAGAAAAUUAUGUGGGUCAGACCAUUGGUUUUAUAUCUGGGGACAAAUCUCUUGGUUAUAAAUAAUAAUUGUGGAGCCAAUUGUGUGGCUGUUACUGACAGGACUCAGACCCCCAGAUGAGCAAAUGUUAUAAAUAAAUAAAAGUUACU